This is a messenger RNA of Sphaerodactylus townsendi, 6352 nucleotides long. RefSeq names its product synaptogyrin 3 (gene SYNGR3). Lineage: Eukaryota; Metazoa; Chordata; Lepidosauria; Squamata; Sphaerodactylidae. Gene Ontology annotation, cellular component: neuromuscular junction; synaptic vesicle membrane. The coding region runs from base 13 to 954 and encodes 313 amino acids. The record is from RefSeq and is a predicted model, not a curated record. The transcript is spliced from 4 exons.
CCUCUCCCUCCGAUGGUGCCGUCUGCUCCCCGGGCUGGCCCAAGCGGCGGCGCAGCCCAGCGCGGCGGAGGAGAGGGGGGCGCCCACCCGCCCGAGCUGGGAUGCAGCUCAGGAGGAGGAGGCGGCGGCGGCGGCGGCGGCGGCGAGGCUGCGCGCAAGACGCCGCCGGCCGAGCAGGCAGCAGCAGCCGCAGCCGCAGCAGCAGCAGCAGCAGCCCGGGCAGGCGGCGGCCGGUGGCGGCUCCCAGCUGCUGCAGGAGCCACCAUGGAGGGCGCUUCCUUCGGAGCAGGGCGCGCCGGGGGGGCGCUGGACCCGCUCGAGUUCCUCCGGCGGCCCCAGACCAUCCUGCGCCUCGUCUCGGCGAUUUUCUCCAUCAUUGUGUUUGGCUCCAUCAUUAACGAGGGUUACGUCAACACUGAAAAGUCUCCCAUCCUGAAGUGCGUCUACAACAACCACGAGGGGGCCUGUAAUUAUGGUGUUACCAUCGGCCUCAUUGCCUUCUUGGCCUGUUGCAUCUUUCUGGUGGUGGAUCUCUAUUUCCAGCAGAUCAGCAGUGUGAAGGAUCGCAAGCGAGCGGUUCUCGUGGACCUCGGCUUCUCGGGUUUCUGGUCCUUCAUGUGGUUUGUGGCUUUCUGCUUCCUGGCUAACCAGUGGCAACGAACACCGCAAAGCAAAGGGGCGAAGCAAGCGGGGGACGCAGCCCGGGCAGCCAUUGCCUUCUCCUUCUUCUCCAUCAUCUCCUGGGUCGCCCUGACCAUCAAGGCCCUCCAAAGAUACCGCCUGGGGACUGACAUGUCUCUCUUUGCCACGGAUCAGUUUCCCACUGACCCCAACGCGGGGUAUCCCGGAUACCCCACAGGGAGUGGUGUGGAAAGCACAGAAACCUACCAGAGUCCGCCGUUCGCUGAGACCCUGAACACCAGUCCGAAAGGCUACCAGGUGCCGGCAUACUAAAGGGCAGAGGCUCCCAGGAGGCCGUACCGAAAGCAGGAAUGAACACCCCUGACCCCUCUUGGGGAAACCGGCCGCGUCCUCUUCUGUGAGGCAGCAUAGGACCACUGGUUGGUUGCAAAUGUAUUCAAGAGUACCGUUUCUUUCCUCCCUCCCCCAAACGUGGCAAGUUAAAUGUGCUGAGUUAAACUUACUCUUAGCUAGUUGUGCAGUGAACUCUGUACAGUGAAUUGGUUCUCGUCUUUACCUGUCCAAGGGUAUUUUUAUAUAUAUAGAUAUAUAUAAAACAAAACAAACUAAAAAAAAAGAAAGGAGCCCAGACAGCCCACAGUGUUCUCUUUAAGUGCAAAACGCUAGGAAGGUUGCUACUCCUGCCUACUCGUGAGCUUAGGCCGGCGGGGCGGGUGCUUUGCCACAAACAAGAACUGGCCACAGGCUGGCUAGCUGGGCGAGCAAAAAGCUCACCUUGUGCUUCCAGAGCUAGCCCAGAAUGCGGCUUACAUGAGUUUUCGUUCCCCACCCGGUCCGUUUUCUGUUUUUUACUUCCUCCCCUGCGAAAGGGCAUUCCGAGCAACGUGCCAAAUUUUACUGCCAAAAAUCAGGGCUGUUUUAUUUUCAUGCCGUUGCGCACAUGUUUGUAGGUAACCCUUAGGAAAGGGUCCGCAGGCUAGCUUUGCGGUAGCCGUUUGGGCCGAAGGGCUUAUUCAGAGCGCUUUGAAGUGGAAACAGGUUCGUGCGACUUUAGAGUCGAACAAAGUUGUUGCUGUCUGAAAAGGGACCGGGUGACGGUGGGUGAAAAGCCCUGUCACAAUUGUGGCAGAGGAGACUUGGGUUAAGAAAAAAAAGCAAAUAUCCACUUGCCUUCUGAAAGGUGUAGUUUUGAAUCCAUUUGGCCGCAUAAGUGAAGAAGUAUGUAUGUGUGUCAGGAAAUGGGGCUGAGUGGAACAGAGAGAACGCAGCAGGAAUUUAGAUGUCCCUGCCUACCUCAUUUCCAUAAGGGGUAGACUAUCACUUCAAAGUGCUCAAGAAUGCUCCCCUUUUAUUUAAAAUAUUUGUAUUAGUCACCUUUCUACCUUGCAGCACUCAAGGCGGCUUACCAUGCAAACGAUUAAAAAAUACGCAAAAGACCGCAAUUUAAAACAGCAGUUAGGAACAUCGAUAUAUUUUUUAAAAAACUAAAUUAGCCUAAUGCGGACAUUCCUGAGUCUACGGCGGCUGGAUGUUAUUCCUGUUCUAGUUUUAAAGAUUUUUUUUAUGUCUGCCUUUCAGCCCUAUAAUCUGGAAAAAAAAACACACACACACGUAUACACACCCAAAAAACUCAUCAUACUUCACCCUGUUUGGGCAUCGCUUCCUGUUAUGGUAAAGGACGUUCCAGUAAAAUUAGCAUUUCAUACUGGUGGCCAGUAAAGAUCAGAAACAAACCCAAAGGCUAAAUCUCAGAAAACGGGUCCUGAUUCAGUGGCAGGGUGUGUCCCCACGCAUUCUGCAACGCUCACCUGAAGCGCUGGCCGAAUGGAGAGUCCCGUGGGGCAACCCAGGUGCCCUAUAGUGACCAGCUAUCUGAUGCUGCCCCCAUCUGGCUCCCCUGAGCACCUGCAUUUUCACCUUGUGCCUGCGAGAAGACCUUUGGGAUCCAGACAAGUGUGGUGUACACAACUUCAAAAGUAGCUGCCAUAGGAGGUGGAGCCAACCACCAAAUGGCAGGGAGUGAGGUUGUGCACAACUCAAAUAGAACAGAUGGCUCGUUUAACAGGAUGUCUUUUAAUCUGCAUAUCCAAUCAGAAGUUGAGCUGUGCAAAACCCCCACUUGGCCCCAUCCAUUUUUUAAAAAUUACUUGGUGGGUGCUAGGAACGGUGCCCAGAGACACUUUAUUGGGGAGCCCUGCCCUAACCAGUGGGGUGUACUUGAAAGUCUUUGAACGUUGGCUUAAAUCCAUAGGCCUAAACGCUGGCUUAAAUCCAUAGGCCUAAAAUAGCACAGGGGACUCACUUCUGACUGUGCACCCUAUUUAAAACUGUUCAGUGCAGGCGGAUGGCAUCCUUCCACUGAUACGCACAGAUUUAUACCCACCUUAUCCAGCCAGCGAUGAGUGUGCACAUCCCUGUCCCCCCCGGGCAUAAGCCUCUCCAGGCAAUCGGAGCUCCUCCGCAGGGGCAGGGGAAGAAAAUGCUUGCUAAAUUUAAAGUUUUAAACCAUCUUUUCUCACAGGCAGCAACUAACUUAAAAUCAACCAGUCUUGUCUUUAGAGUUCUCUGCUGCAAAUCAGUCUGUUAUUCCGAGCUCAGACAGCUGCCCGUGAACAGAGUCCUUUGAAGAGUCAGAUACGCUACAUUGGUUUGAUGCCUACAAAAUAUUUUCAGAGACGGUUAAACUGACUGACAGAGAUAAUCUUCCUUCAGCUGCAUUUCAAAUAUAACCGCGGAUCGUGCUGAAGUAAACCUGGCACCGCCGCCACUGCCCCCCCCCCCCCCGAAAUGCCCGGUCCCGGCCAGAGGACGGAUUUAAUACAGGGUAAAAGCAGAACUGUAGCAAUAUUUUUCCUUAGAGGGAACACUGGCCUCUUAGCAGCACAAACUAAAAUAAAAUUGUGUUUCAAUAUUCUUGGGGAGAGGGAUGGAAUCCUAUCAUUAAAUUUUAAGUGUUUCCUUAAAUUGAUUGUAUAUGUGAAAUAAAUGUCUGUUCGGUACAGUGUAUUUUUUCUAACUAUAAAGAAAUCCAUUCCAAAAUAUCCUUGUACUAACUGUAUAAAGAAAAACAAUGUGGGGCGGGGAGGGGAAAGGCUGCAUUUGUCUAACUGGUUUUUAAAAAAUGUCUUGGUCAGUGGUGUUACCGUGCUAUUAUAUUACAAUUCUGAAUGUACGCACUGCUCAUGCCUACAUAGUUAUUCUUAUCCCCCCCACCCCCAAACCGAUCCCACCCCUUCCUAGACUUGAUGGCACACUGUUGGAAUUAACGCUUUCUGAAAAGCCCUGCAGGCAUUUUGGUGAGCGGAGUUGGGAGCGCCAGAAGAGUCCUUUUUUUGCAGUUCAGCCGGCAGAGGGGACCACUCCGGUGGAUUGUACCUUGAGGGCAGACCUCUGCCCCGUUUGUAGCACUCCAGAGCCUGGUGGCUUAGCCAGAGACAAGCUCCCUGCUCAGACAUUUGAUCCUUUUUUGGUGGUGUGUCCAAAGCAGGAGACACGACGGCCAACUACCUUCCCUGAGGACAGUGGACACAUUUCUCCUUCCUUUGUGUCAUCCUUAUGACAACUCUGCGAGCAGCUAGGCUGGGACUAACAGCGCCUGUCUCUUUCGAUUCAUGCUGGCCGGCACUCAGUAGCUGUCUGCCCAGAGGGAACAAACAGAGUUACCUGUUAGGUGGGAUUUUUGUAACACUUAUUUAGCUGGGAUUGAACCACAGUGUUGCCUGUACCUCCAAGCCUCCAGGAAACAAUGACUUCCUUGUUCACGCACAAAAUUAUGAGCGGCAACUCAUUUAACCUUCUUACCAGCACAUCUCAAUGUCUUUUAGAGCAGUAGUACCCAAAUUUGGGGGGGCACAGGAAAAGAGAGGGGCUGGUUUUAGCACAGAAGAUAAAUUAAUCUCAUAAUGCAAACUUCUUAUGAGUUUAAAGCAUCUACCCACCAGAAAGGCAGAUUCGCUGUGUUUACCUCGGUUUCCAGGGAGUUUGGUGACUGUGAAAUCCCCACUGUAGAGUCACUGCCCAUUUAUUUGCCCCUCCUUGGAGAUGAGCUCCUGUGGCAGCUCUGCCUGAGUUACUGUUCUAGGUUUGCUAGCAUUUCAGAAGGCAUGGGCUCCUCCAAAUGCGGUAUGAUCCUUUCUCUUGCACAGUGCAAAACUUAACCCCUUUUAAGCCAGAAGAUGUGUCUCCAAUUUUAAUUCAGAAAAAAAAAAUAGCAACUCCUUUAGCCGUUGUCUACGGGAAUCUGCUAAAAGCAGGCAUGAGAUCACUCCAGAGCCUCACGCCGCCAUCUGAACUUCUUGCCUGCAUAGAAGGGUGACCUUCGGUUGUGGGAAAGCCCUCAUCAGUGAUCGGGAAAGCCCUCAUCAGCUGGCCAGAGAAAAUGCAGCAGCUGCCAGUAAGAGAAGUCAGGAAAUAAGGCUUGGUAGUCAAAUGCAGUUUCCCGUUUCAAAAAGCGAGCAGCCACGACGGUUUCCCUCUAUCCCCUCUCUCAGAUCAUCGCGGUCAUUAUUUAUUUACUUGCUUCAGUUAUAUCCUUUUUCCCAGCGGGAACUCAGAGCUCUUCAGCUCUUCCCCUGCUUUUCCACUGUGCCUCAUCACAACCCUGUGCGACGGGUCGGGCUGACUGGCCCAGUCGCCCAGCAAGCUCCAGUGGCAGUACAGGGUUUCGAACCCAGACCUCCCAGAUCCUACUCCAACACUAAAAAGGCUACACCACACUGGCUUUCCACGCAGCGCUUCACGCCCCCCCCCCCUCUUUCGGCCUCUGCUGUUCCAGGAAGCAAGACUAGUUAGCCAAAUUCAAGAAGAGGUUUUUGUCUGAAUGUUGGGAGAGAUUUGCUCCCAAGGACAGCAGGUCGAGGAUGAAACCAAUUACCUCAAGGCUGGGGGUGUGUGUGUGUGUGUCUUCGAGCAGAGGCCGUUUGGGGUGCCGUCCUUCUGGCUUACGUGUGUUAGACUAGGUGACCUCUAAAGCGUCUUUUAACUCCUUUGACCCCUGUCACGUCCUCCAGACUGCCACUCCAGAAAGGCAAUACUCCCCCCGUGUGUCUUUUGUCAAAUCUCUCCGGAGUAGAAACAGGUUAACUUCCUCCUCGGAGGAAGUCCAGCUCUGCCUCCCUUCAGUUAUUCCAAUACAGCUUCUUUUUAAUUCAGAGGAGGGGACCUUUCCCUGCAAUAGACAGACGGGGGAACCUGUCCUCGUUCUCACACCGCAUCAAUAAGACUGGUUGCAGACCAAAAAGGGGAAAGGCCCGGUCCUCGCAACCUGACAUCGGCCGCAAUUUGCAUUUCGUCUCGCCUUCUUUUCGUAUUUUUUUGAAUAAGAUACCAAACAUGCAGAUACCUCUCUUCAAACGCAACUUACUUCACAAAAAUGGAACGGGGGGGGGGGGGGGUUUGCAGUUGUGAGUUAGCCCUGUGUGUCGUUGUAGAAAAGUGGAUUGUGCAAAAGUUAGUUUUUAAAGACGUUUUACAAAUUUUUGUAUGUACAUAAACGGUAGAGCCAGGUCCAGUAUACUGGAUCCUGCGGAGUGCUUUCCUCUGCCUUCCUUGCUCUGGAGGAGAGCACUGCGCUGAAUGGGACAACUCCAAGAGGGACGCCACCUGAUAACCUUUCAGAGUGAGAACUCUCAACUGAUCUGUAAUUGUGUUCCUUUAAUUGUCUUGUGUGCCAACUGCAACAUUAUUUUCCAAUAAACAUUUUAAAACAAAA